UUCAUUGCUGGAGUAUGUUUAUGUUGUGGUAGAUGAGGUACAGUAUCUGUAGGUGGCAGUAGCAGUAGCAGCAGUAGCUUCAGCUUCAUGUCAGGCGUGUUUGGUGUGUUUGUGUGGGAGGAAGAGAAGAGCAGGAACACUGGAUGAGAGGAGCACCAGGGCAAUUUGGUUUCAAAUCUCUUCAGUCACUCAUGCACUGAAUUGUCAUUAAUGACAGCUCGGGAGCGUGUUUUGCUUAGCAGGAGUGCUGGAGUAGCGCUAGCGUCUCUGAGCCGUGUGUAGCCGCGCACUGCAUAACGACGAAUGGACACUAGCUUUAGCAUUUAGCUCAAUAAUGAGCGAGCUGAAGCGGAGGUAGCUGCUUAGCGUCUGGAGGAGAAAGCGGACCUUCUUCAGGCUCCGGCUCCGGCUCGGGCUCAGUGCUCGGUGUUUCCCGUGUUGACUCGCGGUGGUUAGAGGAUGUCGCUGCGGCGCUGCUCGGCUCGCUCCGGCUCCACGGCGGUGCUGGAGCCGACUGCGGGCAGGGAGCUGUUCGAGGCCUGCCGAAGCGGAGAGCUGGAGCGGGUCAAGAAGCUGCUCAACGCCGAGAAUGUGAACAGCAGAGACACCGCGGGCCGCAAGUCCACCCCGCUGCACUUCGCCGCCGGAUUUGGCCGUAGAGAUGUAGUGAGCUACCUGCUGCAAUAUGGAGCUAAUGUUCAUGCCCGGGAUGAUGGUGGCCUCAUCUCACUCCACAACGCCUGCUCGUUUGGCCAUGCUGAGGUGGUCAACCUGCUACUGCAGCACGGAGCAGACCCUAACUCCAGAGACAACUGGAACUACACCCCUCUCCACGAGGCGGCUAUCAAGGGCAAGAUCGACGUCUGCAUCGUUCUGCUGCAGCACGGAGCUGAGCCGAGCAUCCGAAACACCGACGGCAGGACGGCCCUGGACCUAGCCGAGGCCUCCACUAAGGCAGUCCUGACCGGAGAGUACAGAAAAGACGAACUUCUGGAGAGUGCAAGGAGUGGAAACGAGGAGAAGCUGAUGAGUCUGCUCACUCCUCUGAACGUAAACUGUCACGCCAGUGAUGGAAGAAGGUCGACCCCCCUGCAUCUGGCCGCAGGCUACAAUCGAGUGAAGACAGUACAGCUGUUGCUGCAGCACGGCGCUGACGUCCACGCUAAAGACAAAGGCGAUCUGGUGCCUCUCCAUAACGCCUGCUCAUACGGCCAUUAUGAGGUGACUGAACUGCUCGUGAAGCAUGGUGCCUGCGUUAACGCAACAGACCUGUGGCAGUUCACGCCGCUGCACGAGGCGGCCUCCAAGAACCGCGUGGAGGUGUGUUCCCUCCUGCUGAGCCACGGAGCCGACCCCACCUUCCUCAACUGCCACAACAAGAGCGCCAUCGACCUGGCGCCCACCGCCCUCCUCAAAGAUCGCUUGGCCUAUGAGUUCAGAGGUUACGCUCUACUUCAGGCAGCGCGUGAGGCCGAUCUCUUCCGCCUUAAAAAACACCUCUCGCUGGAGACCAUCAACUUCAAACAUCCCCAAACCCAUGAGACAGCUCUGCACUGCGCCUCUGCCUCACCUUAUCCUAAGAGGAAGCAAGUGUGUGAGAUUCUGCUGAGGAAGGGCGCCAAUAUAAACGACAAGACAAAAGACCUCCUGACGCCACUGCAUCUCGCUGCUGAGAAGUCCCACAAUGACAUCAUCGAACUGUUAGUGAAGCACGAAGCCAAAGUCAACGCGGUGGACAGUCAGGGGCAGACGCCGCUGCACAGGGCCGCUCAGUGUGGACAUCUGCAGAGCUGCAGACUGCUAAUGAGCGCUGGCUCGGACCCGCUCAUCACCUCACUGCAGGGCUUCACACCCUCCCAGCUCUCCAAAGACACCAUCCAGGACAUACUGCAGGAAGGAGUGCUGGCAGGGAAUUUGGACACAGAAAGGCAGCUGCUGGAGGCCUCCAAGUCAGGAGACCUGGAGACUGUAAAGAAGCUGUGCACACUACAGAAUGUGAACUGCAGGGACGCAGAGGGACGUCAGUCCACACCGCUGCACUUUGCAGCUGGCUACAACCGCGUGGCCGUGGUGGAGUACCUGCUGCAGCACGGUGCUGACGUACACGCUAAAGAUAAAGGAGGCCUGGUUCCGUUACAUAACGCAUGCUCAUAUGGACACUACGAGGUGGCGGAGCUGCUGGUGAUACAUGGUGCUGUGAUUAACGUGGCCGACCUGUGGAAGUUUACGCCGUUGCACGAGGCUGCCGCAAAGGGCAAGUACGAGAUCUGCAAACUGCUGCUUCAGCAUGGUGCAGAUCCAACCAAGAAGAAUCGUGAUGGGAACACGCCUCUGGACCUGGUGAAGGAGGGGGACACAGAUAUCCAGGACCUGCUGAGGGGAGACGCUGCGCUGCUGGAUGCUGCCAAGAAAGGCUGUCUGACCCGGGUGAAAAAACUCUGCAGCCCAGGCAACGUCAACUGCAGGGACACACAGGGACGCCACUCCACACCGCUCCAUCUGGCAGCUGGUUAUAAUAACCUGGAGGUGGCGGAGUAUUUGCUGCAGCAUGGCGCAGAGGUGAACUCACAGGACAAAGGAGGUCUCAUUCCUUUACAUAACGCUGCUUCCUAUGGGCACGUGGACGUGGCUGCAUUGCUCAUCAAGUACAACGCAUGCGUCAAUGCCACUGAUAAGUGGGCGUUCACUCCGCUGCAUGAGGCUGCUCAGAAAGGGAGGACGCAGCUGUGCGCACUGCUGCUUGCACACGGUGCCGAUCCUACACUGCGCAACCAGGAAGGCCAGUCGCCGCUGGACCUUGUGACGGCCGAUGAUGUGCGCGCCUUGCUGACCGCGGCCAUGCCGCCAUCUGCAUUGCCGGCCUGCUACAAGCCGCAGGUCAUCAGCGUGUCAGCCUCCGCUGGCGUGGCGACGUCUGACCACUCCUCUGGUGCUGGCUCCACCCCCCAGCCCUCCACCUCAGGUUUGGAGUCACAGGAUGGCCACUUGCCCGAGCUGCUGGGGCCAUCAGGGGGCGAGGGAGCUGUGGGAGUGGAGAAAGCCGAGGAGGGUGCAGCCUUGGAAUUGAGUAUCAGCCAAUUUCUUCAUAAGCUUGGAUUGGAGCAUCUUCUGGAGAUCUUCGACCGAGAACAGAUAACUCUGGACGUGCUGGUGGAAAUGGGGCACAAAGAGCUGAAGGAGAUCGGCAUCAACGCUUACGGCCACAGACACAAGAUCAUCAAAGGAGUGGAGAGGUUCAUUACCGGACCUCAGAGUUUGAAUCCCUAUUUAACUCUGAACACGGCCAACAGUGGAACUAUACUGAUUGAUCUGGCCUCGGACGAUAAGGAAUUUCAGUCGGUUGAAGAGGAGAUGCAAAGCACAAUUAGAGAGCACAGAGAUGGUGGUCACGCCGGAGGAGUUUUCAACAGAUACAACAUUGUAAAGAUCCAGAAGGUGUGCAAUAAGAAGCUGUGGGAGAGAUACACACAUCGCAGGAGGGAGGUGUCCGAAGAGAACCACAAUCACUCCAACGAGCGCAUGCUGUUCCACGGUUCUCCAUUCGUAAACGCCAUCAUCCACAAAGGCUUCGACGAGAGACACGCCUACAUCGGAGGCAUGUUCGGGGCCGGGAUCUACUUUGCCGAGAACUCCUCCAAGAGUAACCAGUAUGUGUAUGGUAUAGGAGGAGGCACUGGGUGUCCUCUUCACAAGGACAGGUCAUGCUACAUGUGUCAGAGGCAGCUGCUGUUCUGCCGCGUAACUCUUGGGAAGUCCUUCCUUCAGUUCAGUGCCAUGAAGAUGGCUCACUCUCCACCGGGGCACCACUCGGUGUCAGGCAGACCCAGCGUCAACGGCCUCGCCCUCGCCGAGUACGUCAUCUACAGAGGAGAGCAGGCUUAUCCUGAAUAUUUGAUCACCUAUCAGAUUAUCAAACCGGAUGGGAGUAUGGAUUAAGACCCCGACUCUUCAGAAAGGACUGUUUUGCACACUGCAUGCACAUUCUCAUUAAUACACUGUAUAGAAAUGUUUCGUUCCAUCUUUUCUACUUUCCUUCCUUCGCACUUGAUAUUUAUCAUGUUAAACAGUUAACCGUCUACUCAACGUGUGCACUGAUAACUGUCCUUUCCGCAGCAAAAGACCUCAUACAGUCAGUCGCUACCACUGUAAAUCCAGUUUUCAAGAAGCCUAAUGCAUCACAAAUGUGGCUUAUUUAUUUUACACAACUGUAAGACAACUGUAUAUAUUUUUUUUUGUACCAGCAUGUCGAUUUAUUGAUAUUUGUAUUAUAAAGAUUCUAUGCUUGGAUGAUGUAUUGUAUAAAAUCUAUGCCAGUUUCAGAGGUACUUUUGGUUCGGAGGUAAUCCGGUUAAAGCUACAGGAUGUAAGAUUUUGGAAUUUCACCCUCUCUGGGGGGAAAAAAAAACUUUGCAGGCUACUUGUGGAACAUUUCGUAAUGUGGGUCGGAUUAAUCUCAUGGCUGCGAGUGCCAGGUCAUACGCAUUCAGAUAAGUUGUACGGCUAAAUAACACCAAUGACGCUCAAGUAUUUGUGACUCUCAGGAUAUCGGUAUCUGCUCUUAUCGUCGUCUGCUGAAGUUUACAGAAGUGCGUGAGCGCAGGGUAAAUGCGGAGUGAUCAAACUCUAGCUAGCUAGCUGAAAUAUAGUGUAGAGAGCAAACCUAUAAAAAGUGGCCAAUUAUUUAUCGUAACUGAAAAAACAUUUGGCAGGAACCAGAUAGUGUAAGCAUGCUAGCUAAAACCAACAUCAGAUGAUCAAGCCAAACGUUCUUGGUGUCAGCUUCAUUCCAUUUCAGUGGUGCUGUUCUCUGUUACAUGUCCUGCACAUAGACAGGAUGGAUAUCUGUCAAGGACAAUCUCAAAAUUAUAAAAAAAAAAAACAGAGAAUUUAAACUCGUGUACCAGGGGACGGAGGAAAUGGAGCAUAUUCUGCAUUUCAGUAUUGUUUUAAUGCACCUUCAGCAUUUCCUCUUGGCUGCUGGUUCAGCAUUUUCUUCGCUUUUACCAACAGCAGAAUUUACUCACAACACACUCGCCCUGCGUAGCAUCAAGUAAAUUAUAUAUGAACGUAUAUAAUAUGAGCACCUGAUUCAUGAAAAUGGUGCACGUGUUGUUAGUUAUUUAAACACAAAUUAUGAAUCAGCUUCAGCUGCAUGGACGCUAACUCCCACCCACUGGGCUCUGAUUUAAGUGUCAUUUGCACAACAUGCCUCAGUUUAAUCUAAUAUACAGUACUGUGCAAAAGUCUUAGGCACAUACAAAGAAAUGCUGUAGAGCAAAGACGCCUUCAGAAAGAAUGAAAUUAAAUGUUUCUACAUUGAAAAAAAUACUAUAAAGAGCAGUAAACAGUAAUAAAUGAAACAAAGUCAAUAUUUGGUGUGAUGAUCUUUCGCUUUAAAAAAAAGAAAUAGUAGUCUCAGGUACAGUGUGCAGUUUUAUAAGGAAAUGAGCUGUAAGUGUUACUGAGCAUCUUGCAGAAGCAGCCACAGUUCUUCUGGAGACUUUGACUGUCACACUUUCUUCUUAUUUUUGCAGCGAAACCCAGCAGCCUUCAUUAUGUUUUUAUCUGAAAAGUGUCUCUUAUGUAAUACGCUGCUUUCUUUACUGACAUCCAAACGUUUUUCUGUAACAUUUAAUAUUGUACUGGAAAACUAAUGUUUGCAAAUCUAACAUGGUUUCAUACUGACUCGAUAAUGUAGAAGUCAUAAAAUAAAAAUCGGUAACAAAGUUUGUACUAAAUAAAAUAGGGUGCCAAGACUUUUCCACAGUGCUGUACAUGUAAUUGCAUUAAACACACCUUAAUUGGCGCAUGUGUUGCUAUAGUGAGCCAAUAAAACAACAGCAGGCUAGGCUGAUUCAAGGAAAUAAAAUGUCGUACGAAAAAGGGAGGGGGAAAGGUGGUGAGGUGCUUUUGUGUGUGUGUUUUUUUUUAAAUAUAGCUGCUUUAAUGAAACUGAACCACAAUUCCAACCUCACCUUUGGAUUGUUACGUGAACACUAUUUAUAGCUAGGAUUUUGUUCGUUUUAGAAUAGGUCAGCUUUAAUUACAGCUUUAAUUAGAGCAAGUUUCCAUCCUGAACAAAUAAACGCAUCCUUAUUUCAUAUCAACAAAAUGCUGAAAGAAGUUAAUCAACCGACCACAAUGAAUAAAACUGUGUCUGGUGUGUUUUAGUGUUGAUAGGAUAUUAAACAUAAGUAUAAUAACAUCAUAUUAUGACAUGCAACUCUACUUACUCUUCAUGCUACAGGCUACUUGAUGAUAUUGAUUUUGAUUAUUUAACUACAAAUCAAGCGUUUUGGUUUUUUUUUUUAAGAAUGUUAAAUUCGUACGCUCAAAUUUCCACACGUCGACCAAUCAUCGGUUUAAUUUUACCGAUACACCAAAGAUGAAAUGGAUGAAUAAGGAACUUUUGAUGGAAUUUGCGUACACUCGUCUUUCGAUCCGAUUUGCCUGUAAACAACUUGAAUAAGGGCCUAUGAGAGCAGAUAUUGAAUGGUAGAUGUUUACAUUUAUAAACAGCCUUCAAUAAAUUGUAACUCUAUCGAGUAUGAACUUUUGUCUAGGUUUUUUAUGUGGCUAACUACUCCGAUAAUGACAGACGACGUUUCGUUUAAUUCUGAUUGCUAGUUAGCCAGCACUUAACUAACUAGCAGACCAGCUAGCAAGCAAGCCCUUGUUGAUGUUAACAAGGGUGUGUGGAAAACAGUAUUGGGAAUGCAGAGAUAGUUUUCACUGAAUCCUUUCCUCCUAAACAUGGUGGACAGUGCGUCUUAACAGUAGCUGAGUUACUGACAUUAGCUGACAUUAAGAAUGACAUGACUCAAGCAACUCUUACGCCGUUGUCACGUAACGUCUCUGAUGCAGCUUGUUUGUUAUGCAUGGUAUUCUUUGUAAUGUCAUGUUUGGGAUGCUUUGCUUUAUGCUUCUUCAGUGUUACAUGGCAGGGACAAUAAAUGGAAAACAAAAAAGGUGUGUGUUUGGGAAUUUGUUUAAUGUACACAACACACAAGACUGAACUAUACAUUUAGCAAAAUAGUGUCAGUAUUCCUGACGUGAAGCGGUGGCGCAGUGGGGAGCGUUGGUGCCGGUGUCCACGUGGGUUUCCUCACACUACGCAAAAACAUGCCAGGAGGUGGACUGGCUAUGCUAAAGUGUGAAUGAGUGUGUGCACGAUGCCCUGUGAUGGACAGGCGUCCCAGCGUUCAGUGUGUGUCCCCCCACCUUGUGGAGUGUUCCUGGGGUUGGCUCCGGAUCCACUGUGACCCUGACCAGGAAAGUGCUUACUAAAGAUGAAUGAAUGAUGGACUUCUUAAAAAGAGGGCAGCAGUCAUCUAGAUUUUACUUGCAACACAGGCCACCAUUAAGUUCAGCAUAGACAUGGGCUUGGGAUUUUUGUUUAAUCCUACUCGUCUGCUGUUUUUGUCUGAACCUGGCUGUGAUAUUUUUUUUUUUUUUAUUGUAGUUGGUUCUAUUUCAUCAUUAAUCACAAGGAUAAAGCAGUUACUGAAGAUGAAUGAACAAAUGUGGUAAACGUCACGCAGUGCUGUGCUGGUACCCAAGUGUUAAUAAAGCCCUUUUUUAGUCUCGCAAGCUUCAUAUACACUAUACGGCCAAAAGUAUGAGGACACCUGAGUAUCACACCCAUAUGUGGUUCUUCCCCAUUCUGUUACCACAAAGUUGGAAGCACACAAUUUUAUAGAA
Molecule: messenger RNA, 7701 nt
Organism: Pangasianodon hypophthalmus (striped catfish)
Lineage: Eukaryota; Metazoa; Chordata; Actinopteri; Siluriformes; Pangasiidae
Product: poly [ADP-ribose] polymerase tankyrase-2-like
Exons: 27
Coding region: 460-3936 (1158 amino acids)
Molecular function (GO): protein binding; NAD+ poly-ADP-ribosyltransferase activity
Source: RefSeq, a predicted model, not a curated record